AGUGGGAGUUGAACAAAGAAGAGGAUAGGACAUGUUCUACGUAUUACAUCUAACUCCCACCGAAGCCACAUAAAUUAAUCUCUUUCUUCUUCUCUUUCAUUUUCCUUUCCCAAAUGGAGCAGCGCUGCCAGUCAUGAACGCAACAUUGUCCUCAUCCUCCUGCUCUUCCUCGCUACUUUCUAAUCCAUACUCACUCACUCACAACCUCACUUUCCACUGGUCCCUUCCUCCAUCACCUUCCUCCACCCUAAACACCACCACCACUACCACCGUCAAGUCCAAACCCGCGCGCCUUUACCGUGCGCACACCGAACAAGCCAAUCCUACAACAGCAGACCUUUCUCUCACUACUGCUAGUAAUGACCAGAGACUCUUGUCUCUCCUCCGCCAAAGAAAAACCGAAGAGGCUUGGACCCUCUAUACCCAAUCCACUCACCUUCCAUGUCCCACUUGCCUUAGCCGCUUAGUCUCCCAACUUUCCUAUCAAAACACCCCUCUCAGUCUUUCUCGAGCUCAGUCCAUUCUCACGCGCCUCCGCCAUGACCGCCAACUCCACCGCCUCGAUGCCAAUUCCCUUGGUCUACUCGCCGUCUCCGCCACCAAAUCCGGUCAACUCAUUUACGCUGUCUCCCUUAUCAACUCCAUGCUGCGUUCCGGCUAUCUCCCCCACGUCAAGGCCUGGUCUGCCGUUCUGAGUCGCCUCGCCUCCUCCCCGGAUGAUGGCCCUACCCAAGCUAUCAAGCUCUUUAAGUUAAUCACUCGCCGUGUACGUCGCUUCUCGGAUGUGGCAAUGGUGGCUGACUCGAGGCCGGACACGGCUGCUUUCAAUAACGUACUUAAUGCUUGUGCUAAUACGGGAGAUACGAAAAUGUUCCUCCAGCUGUUUGAGGAAAUGUCUGAGUUCGGAGCUGAGCCAGAUAUCUUGACUUAUAAUGUUCUAAUUAAGCUUUGCGCUAGGUGUGAUAGGAAAGAUUUGCUUGUGUUUGUCUUGGAGAGGGUAAUUGAGAAGGGAAUUCCUUUGUGUAUGACCACUUUGCAUUCCCUUGUGGCUGCCUAUGUUGGGUUUGAGGACCUGGAAGCCGCGGAGAAAAUUGUUCAAGCAAUGAGAGAAGAAAGGAGAGAUCUUUGUAAGAUUCUUAGGGAGGCGAAUUUGGAUGAUUAUUGUGAAGAUGAGGAAGAUACAGUCGAGGAUAAGGAUGAGAAUAAUGUGUUUAACAAGUUACUUCCAAAUUGGGUUGAAGCUAGUAACACCGAGCCACCAUUAUUGCCUAAAGCUUAUGCUCCUGACUCUAGAAUAUACACAACUUUAAUGAAGGGUUAUAUGAAGCAAGGCCGUGUAAGCGACACUAUUAGAAUGCUGGAGGCAAUGAGACGCCAGGAUGAUAAUGCAAGUCAUCCUGACCAUGUAACAUAUACUACAGUUGUUUCUGCUCUUGUAAGGGCGGGUUCUAUGGACCGUGCUCGUCAAGUACUAGCCGAGAUGACGAGAAUUGGUGUGCCUGCAAAUAGGAUUACUUAUAAUAUUCUCCUCAAGGGUUAUUGCCAGCAGCUGCAGAUUGAUAAGGCUAAGGAGUUGCUUAAAGAAAUGGCUGAUGAUGCUGAAAUUGAGCCUGAUGUGGUUUCAUAUAAUACUUUGGUGGAUGGGUGUAUACAGGUUGAUGACAGUGCAGGGGCUUUGGCCUUUUUUAAUGAGAUGCGAUCAAAAGGAAUUGCUCCCACCAAGAUUAGUUACACUACUUUGAUGAAAGCUUUUGCCUUAUCAGGCCAACCGAAGUUGGCUAACCAGGUGUUUGAUGAGAUGUUCAAAGACCCACGUGUUAAAGUUGAUUUGAUUGCUUGGAAUAUGCUUGUUGAAGGGUAUUGUAAAUUGGGAUUGGUCGAGGAAGCGAAGAAAAUAAUCCAGAGAAUGAAGGAGAAUGGAUUCUAUCCUAAUGUGGCAACUUAUUGUAGUCUUGCAAACGGUAUAGCAUUGGCUAGAAAACCAGGGGAAGCACUUCUACUUUGGAAAGAAGUAAAGGAAAGGUGUAUGGUACAAAAGGAAGGGGAGAAGAAAUCUAAUUCCGAUUCACCUGUUCCACCAACAUUGAAACCUGGCGAGGGCUUGUUAGAUACUCUGGCUGAUAUUUGUGUGCGGGCUGCUUUCUUCCAAAAGGCUCUAGAAAUAGUGGCUUGCAUGGAAGAAAAUGGUAUUCCUCCAAAUAAGACCAAGUACAAGAAAAUCUAUGUGGAGAUGCAUUCGAGAAUGUUUACUAGUAAACAUGCCUCACAGGCCAGGCAAGACAGGAGAAGAGAAAGGAAGCGAGCAGCCGAGGCUUUCAAGUUUUGGUUGGGCUUGCCAAAUUCUUAUUAUGGAAGCGAAUGGCGAUUGGAUGGAGAUGAUUAUUCUUGAUUCAGUUUAACUUCUAUGUAUUUGACUGUAUAAUGUUUCUAAUUGAAAUUCCACAGAAGUAAAAUGAAAAAUAAUUUCUAUGGGAA
Molecule: messenger RNA, 2475 nt
Organism: Hevea brasiliensis (rubber tree)
Lineage: Eukaryota; Viridiplantae; Streptophyta; Magnoliopsida; Malpighiales; Euphorbiaceae
Product: pentatricopeptide repeat-containing protein At3g09650, chloroplastic
Exons: 1
Coding region: 134-2389 (751 amino acids)
Molecular function (GO): protein binding
Source: RefSeq, a predicted model, not a curated record